AUGCCUGCUUAUGCUUCCAAGUCGAGUCCUCACCCUUUGGACCCUUUAACGGUCGACGAGGUGCAGACAGUGGCCCAAACGGUCCAGAAGGACAUUGGAUGUGCUGCCAAUGAUAUCAGGUUCAAAGUAAUUGAUCUUGCCGAGCCUCCAAAGGCCGUGACUCUCAAGUACCUUCGCCAUAAUGGGCCGGCACCCGACCGCAAGGCUAGGAUUUAUUAUCACCGCAAGAGGAGCCAAUCUCUUCUAGUUGCAAUUGUCAACAUCAGCAAGCGCCGCAUAGAGAAUAACUACGAUUGUCCUGACUCUCAAGGCCCGGUUGAUUGGGAGGAGUUUGAGCUUGUCAAUAGAGCUUGCAACAACCAUCCAGAAGUCAAAGCCGAGGUUGCAAAAUUGAAGCUUCCUCCCAAUGCCCGUAUACUUAACGAACCAUGGGCUUUUGGAACCGAUGAUGCGAGCGAGCGCCGACGACUCUUCCAAUGCUACAUGUACGUUGCCUUGACCGACGACCCCGAGGCUAACCAUUACUCACUUCCAAUCCCCCUCGCGCCAAUUUUCGACGCUCACACACUAGAGCUAGUUGAACUGCAACGUCUUCCCAUGGGGACUGGUGACGAAUUGGAUCCUGAGACUCAAGCAUGGGAUCCCGUCAAGCCUGUAGAGUACAGCGCAGGCAUCAUGGGCGAAAACGCAUUCCGAAAGGAUCUGAAGCCUCUUCAAGUUGUCCAACCAGAGGGUCCCUCGUUUAAGGUUCUGGGCCGCCGUGUUGAAUGGCAGAAAUGGUCUUUUCAGCUGGGCUGGACUAUGCGUGAGGGGCCCGUCCUCCACGACGUGCAGUAUGAUGGCCGUCCGUUAUUCUACCGGGUCUCAAUGAGCGAGAUGACGGUCCCCUACGGCGAUCCUCGAUCACCUUAUCAUCGAAAGCAGGCCUUUGACUUGGGUGACUCUGGGUUCGGGCUUACAUCUAAUAGUCUCAGUCUCGGCUGUGACUGUCUUGGUCACAUUGCUUACUUCAGUGGUAUUCGGGUUACGGGACAUGGCAAGCCUGUGGUAAUGCCCAAUGUUGUCUGCAUGCACGAGAUCGAUGAUGGCAUUGGGUGGAAACAUACCAACUUUCGGAACAACAAGACUUCAGUCGUGAGGAACAGGCAGCUCGUAGUUCAGUGCACAGCAACUGUCGCCAACUACGAGUACAUCCUGGCCUUUGUGCUGGAUCAAGCCGCGAAUAUCCACAUCGAGGUCCGAGCCACAGGUAUUGUCUCUACAAUGCCUAUUCGCCAAGGACUGCAGGUGCCCUGGGGCACUGUCGUUGCGCCAGGGGUUCUGGCCGUCAACCAUCAGCAUAUCUUCUGCGCUCGAGUUGACCCGAUCCUAGAUGAUGAUCGACAAAACACUAUUGCUUACGACGAAUGUCACCCGGUAUUCAACGAGCCGGAUCUUGACCCUUAUGGCUGUGCCUUUAGGGUAAACACAACGUCGAUUGAUAAGCCGGGUGGAUACGAGCUUGACUUUACUAAGAACCGCACUUUCAAGAUCAUCAACGAAGCGCGAACAAACGCCACUUCUGGACAGCCUCACGGCUACAAACUUCACGCUGUCCCUAGUCAAAUGCUGAUGAUGGGCCCUAAUACAUUCAACUUCCGUCGAGGAAUUUUCACUUCCAAGGCUAUCUGGGUUACCAAGUAUCAGGACGAUGAGCUGUGGGCUGCGGGGGAAUUUACAAACCAAAGCCAGGAGGACACAGGUCUUGCCGUCUGGGCGAAUCGAGGGGAGAAUGUCAGAAACGAAGAUGUCGUGCUGUGGCACUCUUUUGGAGUCACGCAUGUCACCCGACCUGAAGAUUUCCCCGUCAUGCCUGUGGAGAAGUUUGUUAUGUCUUUGAAGCCCUCAAGCUUCUUCGAGCUGAACCCAUCCAACGAUGUGCCUCGAUCCAACCAAAGUGCAAACCAGUCAACGUUGCACACUGUCAGUCCGGAAAGUUGCUGCCGUUCAUCGCACAUAUAG
This is a messenger RNA of Talaromyces rugulosus, 2001 nucleotides long. RefSeq lists its product as uncharacterized. The record is from RefSeq and is a predicted model, not a curated record. The transcript has 3 exons. Lineage: Eukaryota; Fungi; Ascomycota; Eurotiomycetes; Eurotiales; Trichocomaceae. Gene Ontology annotation, biological process: amine metabolic process. Gene Ontology annotation, molecular function: quinone binding; primary methylamine oxidase activity; copper ion binding. The coding region runs from base 1 to 2001 and encodes 666 amino acids.